Symbiodinium necroappetens is the source of this 3798-nucleotide messenger RNA. The record is from the annotation of a GenBank genome assembly. Lineage: Eukaryota; Dinophyceae; Suessiales; Symbiodiniaceae.
AUGAUUGCAUAUUUUGUGGUGUUUGCCAUUUGGAUUGCUGGGAGAGAGUGUUUUAUCCAGUCCGCCAGAGUGGGCUAUCACGCCAGACACACUUGCGAGCCAACCUGGGUCCCAAGUCCCAGGGCUGCCCCAGCGAGCACAGCAUACUGCGCCUUGAAAUUCGGUGACAUGGCAGCCGACUGGUUUGACAUUGAUUACAGUGCCUUUGCGUAUGAUCGUGAUUUUGAAGAAGACCUAUGCAUUGACGACUUCUCGCAUGAUUUUCUCGCGCCUGCUCUUGGGCAGGAGCCCAAUGCUUGGGAGGGACAUCAGGCCAGCGAGGCCUGGAAUGCACAGGCUCACAGUAAUCAACCAGGUUCGGCAGGACAGCAGUAUGCGGCUUUCUUUGCACAGAGCAGGGGGGCAGCUGAUGCGAGGGUGACAGGGGAUAUCAUCGACCCUGCCGAAGCUCCGAUUAACAGGCUGGACUUUGUGCUGACACGAUCACUUCAGGCAGGUCCCUUAGGUCGUCAGGCCGCAUCACGACCCCAGCUUGAGUUUUUUCAGUGGCGUGAGGGCAGUCGGCAUGUUCCAGUGUAUGCUGUCCUUUUGGACACUCGCCCGGAUGUUCUUCAAGCGGAGCGCUCAAACGGCGAGGCAUUUCAAGUGGACCGACAGCACAUGGCUAAUGAGGCACAGAAGCACCCUGAGAAGGUUCAAGUGUUCCGCCAACAUGUUCAGGAGGCCUUGGCUUGCGCGUGUCAUCCGGUCAGUCCGGAAAACUUGGAUGACAUCCUGUGGCAGGCCUCCGCUACGGUCUUCGCCGGUAAGCCUGAGGCACAACCGCCGAGCGCAUGGCAACAGCCCGAGACUGCCCUGCGACUGCAGGAUGAAGGGAGCACCGAGCUGCGACGCACCAGUCAGCGAUUGCGUAAGGCUAAGUUGGUUCAACAACUGGAGAAUGCAGAGCAGGCUCGUGGCAGAGUCCAGUUGAAAGGUGAACAUGGUGAGAUGCUCACGGCCGAGGCUGAAAUUGAUACCCUUCAUACCUACUGGGACAGCAUUUUCAAUGAUGGUGCUCAGGCUCAUGACUCCCUUCUGGCAGAGGGCAUACAUGUAACAGCCCAAGAGGUCUUAGAGGUGGUGGCCAAAUUGCCGAUGAGGAAAGCUGCUAUGCCAGGUAGGGCACCGUGUGCUGCAUGGAAACUGGCCGCGGAGGACGUGGCGCCGCACCUACAUGCCUACGUGCAGCAAGCUUGGGCCCCGGGCCCGGUUUGUGUUCCUCUGUACCUCACUGAAGCCUGGCUGCACUUCAUGAGCAAACCAGGGCGCACUUUGCGCACGCCGGGGGAUCUACGGCCUCUUGCGCUCCAGACUGGGGGCGGCAAGGCACUCAGUCGACUCCUGAAAAAUCAGCUGACCCCGUAUGCGGAACGGGUGGCACUUCAUGUACCACAAUUCGCAUAUUUGAGGAAUCGCGAUGCACAUUCUGCCAUUGCUCGAGCACUGACACACAUUGACAAGGUGCGUUCGAUCACGCAUGGUGGGCAGCGUCUUAGCAUUCAUGCUCGUAAGGCUGGGGUGCAACAACAACGAUGCGCCGGGGGAGCCACGCUCUCAUUGGACCUUAGUCGUGCCUUCGACUCGGUUGGGCAUGAUGUGCUGUGGGAGGCCCUUAUGUGGGCAGCAGUACCGUGUGACCUGGCAACCCUCUUGAUGACAUGGUAUCGCAGUGAAUAUGCCCUGGGACAGCGGGGUGUGGGUGGCUAUACCAGGUUGGAUGAGCGCUUAUCACAGGAUUGGUCGGAACGACAUGCCACGUGCUUUGCUGAUGAUUUUCUGUUUCAAUGGGUGUUGGAGUCAUUGCGAGCAUGCAAGGCCAUGUGCACAGAUGUGGGUAUCAUUUUCGAGGUCUUUGCCUCACUGGGUCUUUGCAUCAAUAGCAAGAAGUCUGCCAUGCUUCUCAAACUCGUGGGCCCCGAGGCUGAGGCCUGGUUGGCCAAACACCGUGUACUAGCCCCGCAGGGCAUUGAGGCCAAGCAUGUACUGCGCUAUGACCUUUUUCGUCGGAGUGCGGUUCCCAUUAAACAUACACAUGUUUACCUCGGCAUUGCUCUCACCUACGACUCAUAUGAGGAGGCCUCCAUGCGACACCGCCUGCGUCUUGCGGCCAUUCAGAAGCACAGGCUGGCUCGCAUAUUGCAAGGGCGCGGUGGGCUCACCAAACAAUGCCGACUUAGGCUGUGGCGUGUGGCGAUUGCCACUUCUAUGCUAUAUGCCACUCAUGUCGUGGGCUUGACUCGGGCUAGUCUGCGCUCUGCUCAUGUCAUGAUGACGAAACACCUACGAGCCAUCAUGAGAUCACCGCGGCACCUGACGCAGGAGAAUGAUCUUGCAUUUCUCCAGAGCAUUUCCCAGGACACCCCUCUACAGUUGGUUCUGAAGGCCAUUGGAUCCAUGCUUGAUCGUGCCACUGCUCCUACAGAUUUUCCUUGCUUUGCCAACGAGGAUGUCAUGCGUCGCCUUCGUGCAUUGCGGUGCAACAUGAUUUCCCUCAGCGAGGCUCCGGUCCCUAGAGGCAUUCGACUAACUGAAGUCCCAGCCAGUGCACCGGUGUUCACCUGCCAGAUCUGUGGCCAGCACUUCGCCACUCUGCCACAGGUUAAAAGUCAUGAAGGCAAGAUGCAUAAAAUGGUUGCGCCUACCCAGAAGCCUCUCAAUGCGUCCUACUUCGCCACGGGCGGGAUGCCUACAUGCAGGUUUUGUGGAGAGACCUUUGCACGCUGGGACAACCUCCGGCGGCACAUACAGCACAAUCGAUGCGGGAGCCUCAGAACGACUAUGACCCAGGACGCGCCGGCUGUUUCGGAAACAGCACCAGAGCUGACAAUGACGGGGGCAGCAACCAUGGCGCCACCGGUGGCAGCGGACAAGCAAGUGCUAGCACUGUUCGGGCAUGUCUUGACACCGAUGGCGGGGGGCACAGCGGUGGGGGCGAAACAGGGCGGUCAGCAUCAGGAGAUGGACGUGGACUCAUCGCGCAAGCGCCCACGCCAGACACGACAGUCCCAACCCAAGGGCAAGGGCAGAGAGCGAGGAAAACCCAGGGACAAGGAGGAGGAGCAUUACUCCGAUACUUCGGAGCGCGACCUAGUGCUGGCCCUGGGACGGAUAGUACUGCAGCAGGCGGAUCAGCUGCACCGUCUGGAGCUGGACACGGGGUUCUUUUUGGUGUUAGCCACAGCUCCGACAUCAACCACGGUCAUUCCCACCAUGUUCGAAGUGGCAGAACUUUGGAGAAAGAAGCAAGCGGAGACUCCGGAGCAGAUCACAUGUUCGUUGGGUGUCAUGAUGCUACGGUGCUUACUCCAGGAGCUCAGCAACCGCCUCAGCCACGCCUUGAAGACCCCGGAGGUUCUGGCAGCCCUUGUCAAGCAGGAGAUGCUGACGGACAAGCAGGACUGGAUGCACAUGCUCUGGGACAAGGACAAUGGGAAGUUGAUGCCAGACCCCACGCGCAACCCAUUGUCUACCAAGGACCUGCAACAAACCUUUCAGGAUGCGGCAAACAUAUUGCAGCACCAACCCGAGGUGAUCACCAGAUUUUGCAGCACACAGAGGCUCGACGCGAACACUCAGAAUGCACUGGUGCCGUUCCUCAUCGAUGUCUCGCUUCGGGACGGCAGGAUGUUUCAAAUCUUGAAUCAGUGGUCACGUCUGAGUGUGUGGCAUCUCCUGCACGGGCGCUUGCGCCCAGCCCGAGCCCAGCGGAGUCCAGCGGAGCUCCGUGUCCACAACAUGAUCCGAGCCCUCUCUUAA